GUAGCGUCAAUAUCGUUCUGAAUCACUUUAAUCUGUUCGUUUUCCUUGCUGACAUUUUAACGUAAAUGAAUAAAUUAAUUCUGUCUAGACUCAAUGAAAAACGAAAUACAAAUAACAAACCAAAAAGAAAACACUCACGUCAAUUCUUCAUUUGUUUUGGCCAAUAAUUUAUCCCUGUUCGAAAUGGCAUGAAUCACCUCAUUCCACGAGCUAAUCAAACGUCGAUUGUCCGUUUGAAGUGCAUCCAAAUCGGCAUUUGAACCAAUGAGUUUUGCAUUUAACAUUUCGACUUGUUGUUCAUGUUCGGUCAAUUCCUUGACUAUUUGCUCAGAUCUCAUUUCACAUGACAUUACUUCCAUUUCAAUAUUUAGCAAUAAAAAGUCCAUUUCCCGUUUCUCUUUGCUAAUGCGGUCCUUUUCCUGUUUGUCCUUGUUGAGCACCAGUCUAGAUACUUUUAAAUUGUGUUCCAUUUCCUUUUGCCACUUAUCAAUGGUCUGCUCUAAGGUUUGCAAUUUCUUUAACUCAGCCACCCGGUCGGCAUGUAUACGCUUUGCAUCACGAUGGAAAUUAUGCAGUAGUUUCAAUUCCAUUUUCGAUUGUCGAUUAUCUUCUUCGCAUUUAACACGUUUCUCGAAUGUAUCCGAGAUUCGUUUAUUAUAUGCAUCCAAAUCCUCAUUUUGACGGUCGAUUUUCAGCUGUAAAUCGUAUAAAUUUGAACCAAUUUCCUCACGUUCAUCGUUCAAUACUUGGAUUUGAUUGUCUAUUUCAGCAUUCUCCUUUAUUAAUUGCUCAUUGAUUCGACUUAGAUGCUCUUUUAGUGUGACUUGGAACUUUUCCAACAGCGGAUGGUCAGCAACAAUUGCAUUCACGGGCAAAGUUUCACUCGCAAACGACAUUUUCAAUGCACGUUCAUUCAAUUCGAAAUAAAAUGAAUUUCUUUUAUUCUUUGCAACGGAAAAUAAAAUGAGCGAAUAUUCGAAUCGAAUAAACGACUACUUUGUUGAUUGUUUACUUAAUAUCGAAAAAAUACACACGGCUUAUUAACGGUUGCCUUGGAAUCAUACACUCGACAUAAAUGCACCGGCAUACAAACGUAAACUGAAUCGCUAACGGCAUUUCUGUCGUUCGCCAACUACAUUCUGUGUAUAUGUGUUUGUUUCCAUUUAAUUGACAUAAUGUUUGGAUCGCAUAACCACCAAUUUGACAUGUUACUUCUCAUAAAUAAAUUUCGGUUAUCUUAACAUUUUUUGUUUUUCAAUUUAAACAAAGAACGUCAACAUUGUUUGGAAUAAUAACAAAACGUGGUUUCAAAAAAAAAAUGUUUAUUUUUGUCGCCGGAUCGGCGAUACUUUUCAAGAUAAUGACAACUUGUGUUUAGCUUCCAAUGGACAUGAGUUGAGGAUAUAAUGCAUAUGUCUUUUUUUCAUGUAAAAAAUAAGCUGGAAUGAAUUUUCCCAGGGCUUCGCAACGCAGAAAACAUGUUGACAUUUAAUUCGAAUCGCAAAUAAACAUUUCGUAUUUUAAAUCGGUAUUGGUAUGCCAAUCGAGAGUCACAUUGCAAGUAAGGAUUGACGAAAAAUUGCGUCUGUAUUUUAGCGACAGUUAGGAAAAAAUCCGCAGUUACAUGAACAUUUUAGCAUGCCAUAGCGCGCGCAUUCAGCAUCAGCAUUUCAAAUCGAUCAGACGCUCAGUGGUUACAGUGAUUUUUUUGGGUCUAUAAGUCCACCAAUAUAUUGGAAUUUAUAAACUUGAUUUAGAUUAUUUGAAGAAAUUCGUGAGAUAAAGUAAACAUUUGUGAAAACUAUCAAUCACUACUAUCGUACGUAGAAAGAGUAUUUUGAGAAAACGGAUAAAAACAUUGGAAAAAUGGAAACGGCAGAAGAGCUGGAAUUGGGUGUCAUCAAAGCUCGAGAAAUGCUCAACAGUAAGGGGUUCAAUAUGGUUUUUCUAUGUGUUAAAGAUAAUAAAAAGAUUAACUUUCCAGAUAUCAACGAGUUUUUGAUGACAUCGGAACAACAUUCAUCAGCAAUGCCAACAAUCAAUCUGACAAAAAUUGACGUCGAUGACGAAGAUGGCAAAAUUGACCUUUGUGACGAUGGCAACAUUGAUUUUUGGCGGAAAGAAUUAUCCAUCUCAUUGGAAAGAGCGAUUAAAGCACUUACGGCUCUUAAGCGACUUGGACAUGACUUGAAGAAGCAAACAAAAGGAAAAUCCCAAAUUUUGAAACGUUACACUUACAAAAAAUCUUCGUAAAUAUUCAAAAGGAUCCAUCAGAAAUGUUUACAACACCUUGUCUGUCUAUUGCGAAAAAAGACACAGUACAAAUCAGACUACAAAAAUCGGUUAAAAGCUUUAAUUUUAAUUAAACUCACAAGAUCUUGAUUACAAACAAUAUUUUUACCGUAAACACUAAAAUAGUCUAGAAAAAAAUUCGUUUUAUUCUAGUAUAGAUAUUUUCUAACUUUUUCAACAAAAGAUCAUUUUUCAUCUCAAUUCUUGUCAAUCAAUAACCGUUUCUAGCAAAUCAAUAAACUAUUUUUAAAACAAACUAUAUAUCAAUAGCCAACCAACUAAUCUAUUUUAUCUAGUGAAAUAUCUUGAAGUGUCUUAAAAAAGUUUGGAUCAUACGUGGAUUUUUCAGAGUAAUCAAAAUCAAAUAAUUCGUUACGAAAAAAAUCAACGAUCCCAUUUGCAAAAAGCGUGCGUUGAAACCGUGUAAGAAAAUAAACCAUUUUAAAGUCGAGCACACACGUUUUAUUCUGUUGUGUCAUGUG
Messenger RNA from Sitodiplosis mosellana (orange wheat blossom midge), 2774 nucleotides. RefSeq lists its product as uncharacterized. Lineage: Eukaryota; Metazoa; Arthropoda; Insecta; Diptera; Cecidomyiidae. The transcript has 2 exons. Bases 1867 to 2253 code for a protein of 128 amino acids. The record is from RefSeq and is a predicted model, not a curated record.